Drosophila melanogaster (fruit fly) is the source of this 1196-nucleotide messenger RNA. RefSeq lists its product as uncharacterized. NCBI's taxonomy places the organism in Eukaryota, Metazoa, Arthropoda, Insecta, Diptera, Drosophilidae. Gene Ontology annotation, molecular function: hydrolase activity, hydrolyzing N-glycosyl compounds. The record is from RefSeq and is marked reviewed. The transcript has 2 exons. The coding region runs from base 13 to 1080 and encodes 355 amino acids.
UAUUCCAUAGGCAUGGAGAACGAUACAAGAAAGUUGGAGCGCUUAGUGGUCUUCGACUGCGACAUUGGAACGGACGACGCCUGGGCUUUGGCUCUCCUACUGCGUGGAGAACAAUUGUCCUUGGCGAGUGGGAGGCGGUACAAGCUGAUUGCGAUUACUUGUGUACAGGGCAAUACGGAUGUGGUGAAUGGAGCCCAGAACGCCCUAAAAAUACUUCGAUUAUUGGAAAGGCGUGAUGUGCCAGUUUUCAGGGGCUGUGCCAAUCCCAUUGUAACUCGGACAUGGUUGGACAUUUCCCGCUUCCACGGCACUGACGGCCUUAAUGACAUUGGCGGCUACCCAGAUGUGAGUGAUCUGCAGGAGCAACUGCAGCAGGAGCACGCCGUGAAUGCCAUGUAUCGGCUAGUGUGUCAAUAUCCAAAACAAGUUGACUUUCUACUUUGCGGGCCACUAACUAAUUUUGCCAGCUGCAUUAAUCUAUAUGGCGAUGAUUUUUUGGACAAAAUCGGUGGAAUAUUUAUAAUGGGUGGAAAUAUAUAUGGUCGCGGAAAUAUCAUGAAGUGUGCAGAGUUCAAUUUUAUGAUGGAUCCGGAGGCGGCGCAUACAACAUUGGAGCGUUUGAAGGUGCCAGCUGUUAUUCUUCCCUGGGAACCCAGCAUUGAUGACGACUUCAAUCUGUCACUUGACUGGCGGCUGGAUGUCUUGGGCUCUGUAGACCAUCCCCUAGUCGAGCUUUUGUCCAGGGUGGAGCGAUCCAUGUUGGUGCCACGUGACAUAAAGCAUUGGAUUAAUCCCGAUGCCGCUCUUGCAGCAGCCUAUAUCUUCCCAAAGGCGAUGAUUGCCGAGCAGUUGGAUUACCAUGCCACAGUGGAGUUGGCCGGAGUCCACACCCGUGGCCAGAUGGUACUGGAUCAUCUGCGAGGUCGCCGUGUGGAUGCUAUCCAUGGGAAAAAGAGCAAUGUGCGGAUCAUAACACAUCUCAAUAGAGAACCAUUUCGCACUAUUAUGUCCUGGACGGGAUUCCUUCCGGGCGUAGAUAUCACAGAGCUCUGCGAGCAGGAACAACGUAAUAAUCUUUAAGAUACAAUUAUUUGCUUUUUAAAUGAAAUGAAGAAUAACUUUAAUUGUUCUUAUGAUUUGUCUUGGCACAUUGGAUCGAUCUUAAGUUUACGAAUGUAAUAAAAACAUAUUAGAAU